Messenger RNA from Theileria equi strain WA, 1900 nucleotides. RefSeq lists its product as hypothetical. The transcript has a single exon. Bases 1016 to 1843 code for a protein of 275 amino acids. NCBI's taxonomy places the organism in Eukaryota, Apicomplexa, Aconoidasida, Piroplasmida, Theileriidae. The record is from RefSeq and is a predicted model, not a curated record.
AAUCUCAAGAUUAUGUUUUUGUGGAAUAAAGUUUCUUUAACCAAAGUAUGUACUGUAAAGAAUGAGUGGAAUUUAGUUAGAGAUUGGAGAAUUCUGACUAUUUUGUAAAAGGAACUCUGAAACCUGAUAUCCCAAAGGGGUACACUUAUUGUGAGUAGACUAAAAAGUCUGGUGAAGAACCAUUUAAAUUGUCUGGGUUGUCCUAUAAUAACAGAAAGUUAUCAGCCAUCGUUAUAUCCUCUACCAUAGCUACCAGUAGAGUUAUAACAUUUAGAUGCCGAAAGUAAACUACUUCUUGCUAUAGGCCUUAUCACUUACACAAAACAGUAUUACUAUAAUAACACGGAUGCUAGAAAACAAUUGAGUGAGAAUGCCAGAUUUGACAGCUUCAUAGCGAAUAAUGGUACUGGAUUUCGUGAAGAGGUGAGCAUUGUACUCUCAAACAUAACCAGUAACAGCAGACUUGACUACUACAAUCUAAACAUUACACUAUUAGGAUUCUAUGGAGGGAAAUGCCAUAGAAAUCGACCUUUCUAGAUAAUCUCCAGGCCAUUCACACCCACCAUUCUGAUGUUAAGAGGGGUCAAGGAACAGACGUCUCUACCGUCAUUACACUUGAAUACUAUGGAUUAAAAUCUCUCUGGUAAUUUGUAUUGGCGUUCUUGAGUGUGUGUGGUAAAUAUUGCUGUCUCCAAUUCUUUUCACAGUUCUAGUCGAAAUCUUUUGGUGAAAAUAUCGAUUGUUAGGUAUUUCUUAUUUUGGAGAGAUGUUCUCUGAAAUUUAUCAUCUUAGGCUCUUUAACUACGAUGAAUAAGCAUUGGAAGUCCAUUCCGAUAGAGAUAAAGGCAAUGGCCAUUUUCAAGGUUAUUCCAAAUAGUUAAACGGCACAUACAUCGAUAAAUGGUUAAAUCUAAAAGGAAUAUUGUAUUCUGACUCCAAAGAAGGACUCAGGACACGUAAACGACCAGAGGGUCGGGAAGUAACCAUUAAAAUCCAAAAUUCGGCAACGUAAACAAUGAUUUCCGAGGAAAAGUCUCCUUUAGGCUCGUUGUUAAGCCGAGGGAACCUCCAGAGGAAGUCAUCACACCUGAAUAAAACAAUAGGGGACGACAACGUCGGAAUGCAAACUGCAGCGAGUGAAAUCUCAACUUCACGAGCUGAAACGAUAAAAGGUGUCACAAAUCCAACAUUAAUAUCAACAAGUGAUGUAGCUGACAACAGGUCUACGUUAUCCCUCGUUGAAGGGCAAUGCCUACCUGAAUCUAAUCAAAAAAUCUUUUCUAAAUGGGUACGAGCUUGCGAUCAUACAGAGAGUAAACAGGGAAACAUAUUGCCUCUUAAAAAGCAACAAAAACAUGAUGAUAAUGGAAGAAUAGGACCCAAACUACUCGUUAAACAAACUGGUACAACCUACCGUGCAUCAUUCCAAACUGACGACAAAGAGUUCAACAAUGACAUACUUGGCACUAGAAGACUUUAUUAUAAUCUAGCUGACGUAAGGUUAGCGUUAACCCUGGACGAAUUGCAAUGUGGACCUGAAUUUAAUCGAAAAAACUUCUUCUUAUAUAAACAGGUGGCGACUUGUAAAACUACCCAGUGUAGACGGGGGAUAAACAUAACUUUUAAAAAGCAAGGCGGUAAUAAAACUAUGGCGCUUAUAGUAAUCGUUGAAGAACCAGUAAGUCUCUCUAGGAGAUUCGCUGGAAUCCUCAGUAAGAGGAUAAACUCAAAUGGUCAAGAAAUCAAGGUCAGGUCGAAAUACAAUCGAAAAAUCUUAUUUAUAAAGGCCUGUUCUGAUUAUUCCCCAAACCUACAGGAAACUGUAGUGUCUACAAGGGUGUAGGAACUAAUCACGCACAUAUAACAAUCCGGUACGUACGGGGUAGGUAAUUUGUUGUUG